AUGACUCUUCUCUUUGAGAAAAGACAAACAAAAUUUUUAGCUCUCAUUUUCUUCAACCAAACAGAGAAUCUUUAUAGUCACAAUUUGCUUGAAUUAGAGCUGAAGCAUGCAUGGCUUUCUGUAGAGAAUAUGAAUCCAAUGCCAAUGCUAACAAGUUUGACACUGGAGUUCAUACGAUUAGAAGACAAGAACCUAACCGAGUUGAACAAAAGCUUCCCUAAUCUUCUAGUUCUUAACUUGAUAGAUGUUAGAGGACUUAAGAGACCAAUGAUCCACCUUCUCAACCUUAAAACCUGUCAGUGGAUCAUAACCGAUGCAUCACCAUGUUUAAUUCUAAUCACACCCAACCUCACCACACUCAACCUCGAGUGUAGAAAGGUUGUUGCACUCUAUAUUGAAGCUCCUUUGUUGAGUAAUUUUCAUCUUGCCAUUGACCAUUUGGGCGCAGUCUCAGUUAGAACUUUUAAAAAUCUGAAAUCAUUAUCCCUCAAGUCUUCUUAUAUUUGUUCCUUAAUUCAAAAGUUUCUGCAUUUUAAAACUAUAGAAAAUCUGACGUUGAAUUCAGGAGAUUUCGCUGUAGGGGCAUUUGAUGAUUCCAAAUUUACCAUAAAGAAAAUGUUGACUUAUUUCCGGACCGUGACUUCCUUAUGUUUUAACACACGUGCUUGGUUGUCAUUUGAGGCGCGUUAUGAAUCAUUUGACCGGGUGUGUUUGGACGGGAGGUUAGGAUUGACAACAUUUCGUGGGUAUCUGUUGAGGGUUGACCCUGCAUUGACUUUCUCCUUGGUUGCUUGUGUGUUAGACCAAUGCAAAGACUUGGUAGAUGUUUCUUUACUCAUCCAUCGUGAUCAUGCUGCUGCUCAUGUAUCGAGACGUUUUAUGGAUUGGUGCGUGGCUGGGUGGCCUAGACUAAACUGGAGAUGGGGGGCAUGGGAGGAAGGAACCGAAGAUACAUGGAUAACCAAUGGUAUACCGAAUGCACAAGUCAAUUAA
Messenger RNA from Lactuca sativa (garden lettuce), 993 nucleotides. Its product is annotated as F-box/LRR-repeat protein At4g29420. NCBI's taxonomy places the organism in Eukaryota, Viridiplantae, Streptophyta, Magnoliopsida, Asterales, Asteraceae. The record is from RefSeq and is a predicted model, not a curated record.